ACUGUCAGAAGUCCAGCUGUCAACUGCCCCAUUUUACGAAUCACGACGUUUCUCGAAUAUUGCGAUUUGCAAAUUAAAUUGCUGCGACGAGCGAAAUUCUAAGAGAAUAACUUAGCGUUAAAAUUAUCUUUACGAAGCCAACAAAAUUUAAGUUUAAUAAUAAGUGUCAAAAGUGGGUGCUGUGUGCUUAUUCUGUACAAAGUUCGUAACAUCGGGUCAAUUUUGAGUGGAUCGAAAACUUAGAUUCUUUAGAACCUCGUGUGUGAAUUUGGGUUGGAACUAUGGCUAAAUGGGGAGAAGGAGACCCUCGCUGGAUAGUAGAAGAGCGUCCGGACGCUACAAAUGUGAAUAACUGGCAUUGGACGGAAAAGAACGCUGGGCCGUGGUCGCAAGAGCGUUUGAAGGAGUUACUGAAUAAUUUAAAAAUUGCCCAAAACGGGAUAGAUUGUAAGAUCACUGAGGUUGAGAAGAUAGACGGAGAGGCUACAGCUAACAAUAGGAAAGGGAAGUUAAUAUUUUUCUAUGAAUGGGACAUUAAGCUGAAGUGGGAAGGUCUUCUGGCUGGAGGCAAGGAUAAGGUUAAGGGGGAAGUGCAUAUCCCGAACUUGUCAGAGGAGAAUGACGUCAGUGAAGUUGAUAUGACUGUAACAAUCAAAGGCAGUGGUGAUGAAGCGCAGAGAGUGAAAGCGUUCAUGCAUAAUGUUGGAAAGGGCGAGAUCCGUAAACAACUCUCAGAGUACAUCAGGAGCUUGAAAGAGGAAUUCUCUAAAGGUCUAAUCCUGCCCAAGAAAGGAGAAGAAAAUGCAAAACCAGAUAACGUUUCAACUAUAACCAGUGGUUUCAACAAGAAAGUCAACAUGGAACCUGUGAUAUCUGCACAGAAGGCACCAGUAGGCUGUAAGCUAGACACGAAAAACAUAGUAUUGACGGAGACCUUCCAAUGUAGGGCUCAGGAGUUUUAUGAUGCUAUGACUCGAAUAGAAAUGGUUACCGCCUUUACUCAAGGUCACGUAAAAAUGGAGGCAGAGAAAGGUGGAAAGUUCUGCCUGUUCGGCGGGAAUGUGACGGGCGAGUUCCGUGAACUGGUGCCGGGGAAGAAGAUCGUUCAGUACUGGAGAUACAAGCAGUGGCCCGACCAGCACUUCUCUGAAGUCACCUUUACUAUUGAGGAGAAGGACGACCACACACUAGUAACGCUGAAGCAGGAUCUGGUUCCAUCAGCGGAAGUGGAUCAGACCAGAGAGAACUGGAAACGCUACUACUUCGACAGCAUCAAACGGGCUUUCGGCUUCGGCGCCUUCCUGUGAUCCACGCAUGCCUUAGAAUAAUUAU
Maniola jurtina (meadow brown) is the source of this 1332-nucleotide messenger RNA. RefSeq names its product activator of 90 kDa heat shock protein ATPase homolog 1 (gene Ahsa1). NCBI's taxonomy places the organism in Eukaryota, Metazoa, Arthropoda, Insecta, Lepidoptera, Nymphalidae. Gene Ontology annotation, molecular function: protein-folding chaperone binding; ATPase activator activity. The record is from RefSeq and is a predicted model, not a curated record. Gene Ontology annotation, cellular component: cytosol. Bases 282 to 1307 code for a protein of 341 amino acids. The transcript has 5 exons. Gene Ontology annotation, biological process: positive regulation of ATP-dependent activity; protein folding.